AUGGCUCAAAGAAAAGCUCAUAAGGUUGAGGAUAGAGAGAGGACAGAUGAUAUUCAUAUAGAAGAAAGUGUGGACUUUAAUGGUAUGUACUUAUCAGACCAUGUACAGCAGGGAUUAAAAUCUUCAGGUUUUGAACGGCCAAGUCCUAUCCAAUUGGCUGCCAUUCCUCUUGGCCGAUGUGGGCUGGACUUGGUGGUACAAGCAAAGAGUGGUACUGGCAAAACAUGUGUUUUUACUGUCAUUGCAUUGGAAAUGAUAAGUGUAUCUGCUCCAACAACCCAAGUUCUUGUUAUUGCACCAACUCGUGAAAUAGCUGUGCAGAUAACUCAAGUGAUCAAUGCAAUUGGUAGUACUAUGCCGAGACUAAGAGCCUUCACCUUUAUUGGUGGGAUUCAUUUGUCCGAAGACAAAGCUAAACUUAACUGCUGUCACAUAGCAGUAGGAACCCCAGGGCGCCUAACUCAACUUGUUGAACUAGGACUUCUUAAAGUAGAUAAUAUAAGACUGUUUGUUUUGGAUGAAGCUGAUCAGCUUCUCACUGGUCAGUUUACAGAAAGUGUAGUUCACUUGGCUUCUGCCUUGCCACUAAAUAAACAAAUAAUAGCACUUAGUGCAACAUACACUGAAGAUGUUGCUAAAGUUGCAGAAGGACUUAUGCGAUCACCAAACCAUGUUCGACUUGGGAGAGAGUCGCCUGCCCUUCUUGGUGUUAAUCAAUUUGUGAGAUUACUUCCAUAUCAUCAUCAACCAUACCGUAGGCAACAGAUCAAAUUUACGGAACUUAUGGCUCUUCUUGCCACAGUAACAUUUAAUCAGUGUCUUGUAUUCUCAAGCUCUCAGUUGCGUGCUGAAUCCAUUUGCAAUGCAUUAAAAGCAUCAGGAUGGCCAGUUUCUUAUCUGACUGGUGGUCAGACACAGAGUGAUCGUUUACAGGCACUGGAAGCACUGUGUUCAUAUAAGUGCAGAGUCCUAGUAUCAACUGAUCUCUCUGCCCGUGGUUUGGAUUCUGAACAUGUUAAUCUCGUUGUCAAUCUUGACAUGCCACGAGAUCAUGCAACAUAUCUUCACCGUAUAGGACGUGCAGGCCGUUUUGGUUCACGAGGUGGUGCCAUUACACUUGUCACAGAAGGAGAGGAAUGGCAGGCUAUGAGGGCUAUUGCAUCUCUGGCAAAUGUUCGUGUAUAUCUUCUACAAGACGGCUGGAAGUCCAGCAUUGCCAAUAAUGAUACUAAAAGUAUGGAGGAAUUGGAAUUCUUAUCUGAUGAUGAACUGCAGCUAUGGCUAAAGAACAAUUCUUCCCAGGUGUAUGGAAGCAAAAGUAAUGAUAAAACUAAGGAAGCAGUGGAGAAGGAAAGUAAAGGUAAUGGAAAAGCUGCUAAAUUAAGAGAAAAGACCACCAUCAAAGAUACAAAUGAAUCAUUAGAGGAUUCUGGUAAAGAAAACAGAGGGGAUAAUACAAACUCCAAACAGAAUUCUUGCAAUUCAAAGAACUUUAACAAGUCAAAAGAAGUUAACAACACAAACAGUAAGGUCACAAUGACUGACAAGAAAAAUAGGAAUAGGCAAACUAAAGAUCAACAAGAUCAACAUAGAGAGAUUGAAAACAAGAGAAAAGCGACAGUGGCUAGAAAAAGGGAAGCGGCAGCAGCUCGAAUUAAAGAAGAAAAUUACCACAGGGUUUUAACUCUGUUAGAGGGGAUCAAUAAUCAACACACUUCAGUGAGUAUAUCCUAUUCAAAUAUAGAAUCACAAUGCUUAGGAGAGUAUGACAGUAUUUCAGCUGUUGAUAAUCCAAACAUACAAGUACCAUCUUUGCCAUUUACUCUAAACUCAACUAAAACUGAUUUUGAGGCACUUGAUGAUUACUCGAAGACUGUUCAAGAAGAACACGAACAGAAAGUAAUUUGUGUUGAUGAAAUGUGGGUAGAUAGUGGAACUGUCAUUCAUGAAGGUUUGGAUGCAUUAAUUGAAGGAAACGAUGCUCUGACAGUUUUAAACAAAGAUAAAGAAGGAACAUGUAGAAUGACAAAUGAACAAACAUCGGUAUCAUUGGCUCAAGAAAAUGGCUUCUUUUAUGGAGACGCUUGUGAAAAUCCCAUUAGCAAUGAUGUAACAGCAAUAAAUGUGCCAAUGAAUGUCCAUGAAAGUGAAGGCAAACAUACAAUCAAUGAAGUACAAAAAUCAUCAAAGCCAUGUCAUUCAACUGUGAUAUCAGGUAGUGAUGCCACUGAUUAUUCUAAUCCUAAAAAUAGGAGAGAAAAAAUACCUUCAAAAUCAAAGGGUUUGAGACAAAAUGGGCAUACCAGACGUAAUGAAAAAGAAGUAAAUAUGUACAAGUAUCAUGACACCAGCAACAUGCAACAUAGGGAAACAAGACAUAGUAAGAAUUGGGCAUCAUUUGCUGUCCCAGACAAGAGUCAGGUGCACACUUCAAGUGACUAUGAUAAUAAACACUGGGGUCAUUGGCAUGGUGGAACUCGGUCAGUACACGACUCUUAUAAAACCCAGAAAUGCCAUAAUAGCAGCAAUACCCCUAAGCAGUAUAAUCAUUCUCAUUUAAACAAAAACUCUGGUAAUCCACAAUUUAGAACUUGUGGAAAUUGCAAAUCAUUUGAAAACAGUCACCUGCCUCGACUAGAUAGUGACAAUUAUUGCAAUAACUAUGCAAAUUAUUCACAGGAUUACUCUUCUUCUGCUUACUGGAAGGAAAGAGCCUAUAUAGAAAGUGCCCAUAAAUUUGCAUCCAUGUUGGAUUAUGUUCAGACUAUGGGAAGAAUGAGUGCAUGGAUGGCCCAAGACUUUCACAAACGUAAUAAGGAAAGUGAGAGUUAGAGAACAAGAUUGUGAAUGUGUUUGUAAUUAAAGCAGAAAAAUAGGCAAGAAGUUUUGAUUAUAUUAAACACUGUAUAAAAUUUUCAUUAUGGUUAAAGAAUUAUGGAAACAAUAUCUGUUGCUUAAGUUUACACACACUCUUUUUUACUUUCGUUGUAAAUUUAAAAAUCUAUUUUAAUACUGUAUUUGUUUUAGGUGAAAUUGCCAUUUAAUACAAUUUCUUGAACUUUGAUAGUGUUAAUUAAACAUAACAAAUU
Procambarus clarkii (red swamp crayfish) is the source of this 3089-nucleotide messenger RNA. NCBI's taxonomy places the organism in Eukaryota, Metazoa, Arthropoda, Malacostraca, Decapoda, Cambaridae. The record is from RefSeq and is a predicted model, not a curated record.